AUGCAGAGAAGCAGGCUGCAACACUCCCCCGAGGCCAACCCCGUCUGGAGCCGGCCGUUGGAGCCGCCGCCGCCCCGAGCUCAAGGCUGCCUCGUGCCGCUGCCUUCGGGAAUGGCUGCCCCAACACUGGAUCAGCCCGUGCUUGCUCUCGGACUCGUUCGCCCCGCCCUAGAGACGCCAUACGACGCUUUCUUCUUCGCUUCGCGCACCUGCAACUGCGUCUCCAACGACAAGAGCUUGCAGUUUCUUCAGUCAGCGUAUGGAAACGUCCUCAUAGUUUUUGAUAAUCAACCCGUAGUCCUCCCGAGCUCCACGCCCCUCCUCGUCGCGCUCCCGCUCCACCCGGCCCCGCGCCGUCGCCUCGCGGCCCUCCGCGGCCUCCUGCCGGUCUCCCUCCUCCGCCGCCACCCGGACCUCGCGCUGCGCCUCCUCCACAUCCACGCCUCCCUCGGCCUCCUCGCGUACGCGCACCACAUCUUCGACCACCUCCUCCCCGCGCGCACCCGCCGGGAGCGCGCAUUCCCGUGGAACUGCCUCGUCGCCGGAUACGCCAGCGUCGGCCGCCACGACGACGCACUCGCGCUCUACCUCCAGAUGGACGAGGAGGGCGCGCCGCGCGACGGGUUCACCUUCGAGAGCGCGCUCCGGGCCUGCUCCGGCGCCCGGUCCGCCGAGCUCGGUCGGGCCGUGCACCGCGACGCCCUCACAGCCGGCCUCGCCGCCGACGUCUCCGUGUGCGAUGCCCUCGUGGAGAUGUACGCCCAGUGCGGCGACAUGGAGAUGGCGUGCCAGGUGUUCGACGCAAUGCCGGAGAGGGACGCCGUCUCAUGGAACGUCUUGCUUGGUGGCUUGCUGGGGGACGGUGGCCUCUCUUCUCAGGCAACGGAGGCCUGGAGGAGGAUGCUCGGAGAAGGGCACAAGCCCGACUCCGUCGUGCUGUCGGCGAUGCUCUGGCAUCACCCUGGUGAUGGCAAACAGGGACGGGAGGUUCAUGCCUGGGUGAUCUGUCAUUGGCUCGAGACGGAGUUAUCAGUGGCAAACGCUCUGAUUGGAAUGUACUCUAGAAAGAAUGAGCUAGGCCAUGCCCUGUCGGUGUUCGAGUCGAUGCCGGUCAGGGACCCGGCCUCAUGGAAUGCUAUACUAUCUGCCCACAGCCAAGACUUCAGAGUUCUCAUGAUGUUUCGCCGUAUGGUGGACUCCGGAGCACGGCCGGACGAGACCACCUUCAUGGCGGUGCUCUCGACGUGCGACAAUCUAGGAUUGGUGGAGGGCGGCAUGAAGCUGUUCUCUGAGAUGGAGAACAAGUACAGAAUUCAGCCUACUGUACAACACUGCACCUCUCUGGUGAACAUGCUAGGCAAAGCAGGGAUGGUCAGAGAGGCAUACCAGUUGUUCGCGAGGAGCCAGAUCCAAUCGGCGGCUGCGUGGUCCGGCGGCCUCGGUGGCUCCCUCCACCCUCCGCCGCGGCCGCGGCCGCCCCCGCCCCGCCUCCGAGAUCCGGCCACCUCCGUCCUCCGUACCCCCAGCACGCCUCCACCCUCCGCCGCGGCCGCGGCCGCCCCCGCCCCGCCUCCGAGAUCCGGCCACCUCCGUCCUCCGUACCCCCAGCACGCCUCCUCCGUCCGCCGCCCGGUCGUAUUGUUACCUUGGGUCUGGGCAGGGUGGUCUCGCCGGAUCGCCGUCCACGUCCGGAACCCGGCGACAGACACGGCGCUCUUGGGCACAAGGACCUGCCACCAGCCCGCCGACUUUGGAUUCUUGCUUACAAUGUUGCCUGUUCCGAGGGGAAGGGGGUGUUGGUCGGUGGUGAUGGGUGCAGAGGAAGAGGGGCGAUUUUGA
This is a messenger RNA of Hordeum vulgare subsp. vulgare (domesticated barley), 1839 nucleotides long. RefSeq names its product pentatricopeptide repeat-containing protein At4g25270, chloroplastic-like. Lineage: Eukaryota; Viridiplantae; Streptophyta; Magnoliopsida; Poales; Poaceae. Bases 1 to 1839 code for a protein of 612 amino acids. The record is from RefSeq and is a predicted model, not a curated record. Gene Ontology annotation, molecular function: RNA binding; protein binding. The transcript has 3 exons. Gene Ontology annotation, biological process: RNA modification.